CAGGAGUAAACUAGAGACUUCAAUGAUGUUUGUAUCUUCACUAAAUAAAUGUAGCCUAUAUAACAUGUUGGUCAAUGUACAGUUCAUGAUGUCAAGAUCACACUUGGGUUUCUUGUGAAGUCCCCUGUGACUGCUACCGAAUCUGUACGGCUGGAUACUCAACAUCAUCACAUGUGUUUAGCUUUGGAGAUGCUACGUUGACUCUGCGCCUGUGGCUUAACCUCAAUACUCUGUUAUGUGCUCCCCCUCUCUCUGCAGGUAGGUGUGUGUGUGUGUGUGUGUGUGUGAGAGUGAGUGUGUGUGUGUGAGUUUGUGUGUGUCAGGAUGCCGCUGGUGAAGCGUAGCAUCGAGCCCAGGCACCUGUGCAAAACAGUGCUGCCCCGUAGCAUCAAGAACGAGCUGGAGUGUGUGACCAACAUCUCCCUUGCCAACGUCAUCCGCCAGCUCAGCAGCCUCAGUAAGUAUGCUGAGGACCUGUUCGGGGAGCUCUUUAAUGAGGCCCACUCCUUCUCGUUCCGGGUGAACUCCCUACAGGAGCGCGUGGACCGCCUGUCUGUCAGCGUCACACAGCUCGACCCCAAAGAGGAGGAGUUAUCCUUGCAGGACAUCACCAUGCGAAAGGCCUUCCGCAGCUCCACCAUUCAGGACCAGCAGCUCUUUGACAGACAGUCGCUGCCCCUCCCCUUAAAGGAGACUUUCGAAAUCUGCGAGCAGCCGCCACCCCUCAACAUCCUCACACCCUAUAGGGAUGAUGGGAAGGAGGGUCUGAAGUUCUACACUAACCCCUCCUACUUCUUCGACCUGUGGAGAGAGAAGAUGCUGCAGGACACGGAGGACAAGAGAAAAGAGAGGAGAAAGCAGAAGCUGGAGUGGCCGCAAGGGUACGCCCACAACCCCUCCUUGCCCCCUGCCCCGGAGUUGCAAGACCCCCACUCGUAUGAGCAGGUCUAUAAGUACUUAGACCUCCCCACACAGAUUAAGAACAUAGAUCGUCCAGCGGAAGCAGAGAAGAUUCCGCGAGCGCCUCAUGACCGUAAGAAGGAGUGGCAGAAACUCGCUCUGGGAGCGGAACUCGCAGAGGACGAGGCCGAGGCCGAAAACCAACAGAGGGACCCGGCUAAUGACGGACAGCAAAUGAUGUACAUGGAGCACGAAGGUGCAUUCUCAUUGGCUGCUCUGCCGUACUGUCAGAUGAAUGAGCUCCUGAACAGACAAGACAGGACAGGGUACGGCAGACCCCACGAGCCCCCACCCCCUCCACCCGCCAUCAGUUCCAGCUCUGGCUUGUCCGACAGCCUCUCUCAGUCUCCCGCUCGCAACCCCGGCUUUUUCAACUCCAACACCCCACCUCCUCCCCCUCCCCCCUUACCCCCUCCACCGCCCCCUCUCCCCUCCACCAUCCAAUCAGGUGCAGGCAUGCGUGGCACGCCGCCGCCUCCCAUCCCGCCCCUCCCCUCCCAGCAGCCCAUGGCCAUCCCACCCGCUCCAGCCCCUCUCCAAAUCGCCCCAGGGGUGCUGCACCCCGCCCCACCGCCCAUUGCCCCUCCCCUGCACAUGGGCUCCCCGGCCCGCCACCAGCAGGACAAAGCUCCGCCCCCAGGGAUGACAGACGUCUCAGUCCUGCCCCCUCCUCCCCCACCCCCUCCCCUGCCCCUCUCAGGCGCCAGAAGCUCCUCCCCCUCCAUGGCAGUCCUGCCCUCUGUCUCGUCCCCGCCCACUCACUCCGCCCACGAGCCCAAGCGUCACCCCGCCAACCUGCCGCCCAUCAGCGACGCCCGCAGCGUCCUAUUGGAGGCCAUACGUCAAGGUAUCCAGCUGCGGAAGGUGGAAGAGCAGCGAGCCCAGGAGGAGAAGCACGAGCGCGUGGGCAACGACGUGGCCACCAUCCUGUCCCGCCGCAUAGCCGUGGAGUACAGCGACUCCGAGGACGAAUCAGAGUUCGACGAGGUCGACUGGAUGGAGUGAACGAGAGACAGAGCGAGAGAAAGAGAGAGAGAGAGACGCCACUGUCCCACUCUCUUCUUUUUCCGUUCCUCCUCUACUCUGCUCUUUUUUUCAUCACGCCAUCAGCAAGUCCUCUCAUCACCAUGACGACUUCUGCACACACACACACACACUUCUCCCUCUUUACCUCUCUGUCUUUCAGUGUGCCUGUUGAUCCGUCUCCAUGGCUACUGUUAUGUCCAAAUCCCUUCCUCCCUUCCUUCCUUCCUUCCUUCCUUCCAUUCUGUUUUCUAUCUCUCUCUCCUUCCCACCAUUCCUAUGGUAUGCCCUUCAUGGGGAUUCCAAACAUCUUGUUCAUUUCUUUUCCUCCGGUUUUCAGUUCAGUUAAGUUCCAGGCCAAGAAAAAGAAACUGUUUUGUAUUCAUUUUUACUACACAUCUUUGACAGUAUAGAUUAUAAUGUUUCUGUUUCAAUUGUGUGAACUCUUUCAUCUUGUACAGUUUAAAAGAAGAAAAAAAAAAACACGGAAAUAACUCAGUGUCUUGUUUUCGCACAAUGACAUUUGGAAGAGCAUUGGAGAAACCUCCCACCCUGUCUGUCUGUUUAUAGAGUAUUACGUAAAAGCACUACGAAGGUCAGAAUUUCAGUUCCGGCGCUCUGCUGCCACCCUCUAGAUGAUGAAGGAAUUGCAGACUUGUUGUUGUACUGCAGAGAUUUUUUGUUUGAAGAAAAAAAAUGUCCUAAAAGCCACUAAUUUAAAAAGGGGCCUUGGAAUGCCAUUAUGACGCGUUUGAAGAGUAGGUCCGUUUUAGGUUUGCAGUAUGAAGGUCGGGUUGUAUUUGUGCGUUUGUGUAUGUGUUAUUUUUACUUUCAGAAUGGUGUCGUUGUUGUGAUUGGAAAAAACGUGCGGUGUCCCGUUGUUGUAUGUUUGUGAACGAAAAGAAAGUAGAAGAAAAUGCAGUGAAGCAGUCACCAAACGACCCUGGUCAAACUGAGGAUUUUUUGCACCCUUGUUACCUGUGUGCGAGCGCUUGUGUUUGUGUCCGUGUGUGUGUGUGAGAGAGAGAUAAAGCGUGUGUGAGUGUUAGUGUGAGAGAGAGUUAUUUGAGUUUAUUUGGGUAAAUCCACUACGAAGAGCCAACGAGAUUUUGACAGCGAGCAGCUAGCACACACAUGGGGAAGUAUUUAGUUCACGUAAAGAAAAGACAAAAAAAAAAACAUCACACAGUUAAUGGCAGCUUGUCGCCUCGACAAAUUUUAGAGCGAUGCAACACACAAAGCCAUAUCUGGGUGUUUCUAAACAUCAAAAAAGGAAGUUGCCAAGAUGGAUUACCAUGGAGUUGAGACGCCAUGCGAGUCGUAAAACAACCCCUCGCCGUUCAUUUGUUUCUGUAUUUCUCUCUUCUAUGCCUUAUGGUUUGUCUAAACGUAUUCGUUGAGUUGAUGAAUGUAGCGUGCUGUCACUACUUCUUGCUUGCGUUGGUUAAGGAUUUAGCUGUUUCCAUGUUCCUGUGGGGAAGGUAAAAAAAAGACUUUGAUUUUUUGUUCCAUAAAAUGUAAUAGAGCCUUCCGUGUAACUUAUGUAACUGUUUACCGUCACAUUUUGCUUGAAUUAAUAAAAUUCUAAUGCUAUGUUAUAA
Messenger RNA from Clupea harengus (Atlantic herring), 3584 nucleotides. RefSeq names its product WASP family member 1 (gene wasf1). The record is from RefSeq and is a predicted model, not a curated record. Gene Ontology annotation, molecular function: Arp2/3 complex binding; actin binding; protein kinase A regulatory subunit binding. Gene Ontology annotation, biological process: actin cytoskeleton organization; positive regulation of Arp2/3 complex-mediated actin nucleation. Gene Ontology annotation, cellular component: cytoskeleton; SCAR complex. Lineage: Eukaryota; Metazoa; Chordata; Actinopteri; Clupeiformes; Clupeidae.